Messenger RNA from Cydia strobilella, 2885 nucleotides. RefSeq names its product plasminogen receptor (KT). Lineage: Eukaryota; Metazoa; Arthropoda; Insecta; Lepidoptera; Tortricidae. The transcript is spliced from 5 exons. The record is from RefSeq and is a predicted model, not a curated record. Gene Ontology annotation, biological process: positive regulation of plasminogen activation. Gene Ontology annotation, cellular component: plasma membrane. The coding region runs from base 90 to 566 and encodes 158 amino acids.
GUAGGUAGUGAUCGUGAAAGUGGGGCGUUGCGUCGUAUCUUGUUUUAUUAAUUAACUAUUUAUAUAAAUUAAGUUUAUCGUUGCCAAAAAUGGGGAAUUAUUUUGCAGUAAACAUUGAAGAAAAUUAUAUAAAGAAUCAAGAUUUUAUUCAGUCAGUUAAUAAAAUCAAGAUGGAAAGACAAAUUCAGUUACAAUAUCAACUGCAAGAGCGACAAAUGGCAUUGCAAAUUGCUAAAAAUAGAGAUACCUGUCUUUGGAUGACUACUUUUUACAUUACCGCAAUCACUGGUUUAGUCACAGGACUCAGGAGGUAUUCGAUAAUUUUCAGGAGGACAAAGAGGCCCUAUCUUCUGAUGCCACUAAUACCCUUAACCUUUGUGACCCUUUAUUAUUGGGACCUAGCCUAUGGAAACAAAGUCCAUAGGAUUAGAAUGGAAGCUGAACACAUUAUGACCCAUGAAGCGGAGUCUCUACAGUGGCCGUGCGGGCUUCCAUCUCCGUCUUCCAUCGAUAUCGGGCGCGAGGACGAGGAGGAGAAAAAACGAAUCCAUCCACCACUUAUGUAAACUGUUCGUCAAUCAUCUCAAUGUUCAGGCAUGUGCCUUUAGCUUUGUAGUUCAAAAAGCGUUUAAAAUUAAGUCAAUAUCCGUGAAUUACUUAGGAAAAAUUGCGUAAUUGUUUCAUGAGCGAAAUAAUUUCAAUACUAUACCAAUAUAGAAAAAAAUCGUUGAAUGUUAUAUUGAUGAUAAAAACUGUACUAUAUCCGCCAUGGUUAUCAUAAUAAUAACGUCUAUAGGUAUACGGGGACAACUUUAACAAAACGCAAAUUUAAGGAUUUAUCCACUAAUAUUCGACUGGAUAUUUCUCCCUAAAAAUUUCUCAAAAGAUCUGAAAGGUUUCUCUAGUAAGAAAUAUCUUUAUGUAAUAUAAUAUCUUUAAAAGGUACUUAAGCCCAGAAAAUCGUGUCACAUUCCAAUUUUUAAUCUUAACUGAGAUUACUCAGAGUAGGUACAAUAAUAUGUUUGUGAUGUCAUUAGGAAGCAGGUUACGAUAUCAUAAUUCCAAAUGUAACAUCUCAGCUUGUCAUAUUUUAUCUAAUAUUAUACCUCUUAUUCCAUGUAAAUUAAUAUAUGAACAAAUUUUUGAGGUCGUUAUUUAAUACAAUGAGAUGAUGAUGAUGAGAUUUAAGACAAAGGAUUUGAAAGGUAAUCGGUCCAGUGAUUGGUAUUGUGACUUAAUAAUAGGUUCUUAAGUUAAUGUGGCUCAAUACUUCAUCAGAAGGGGUACUUAGUUCUCAAAGCAAUAAAUUAUUAUGAUCGCUUGCACAUUGGCACUAUAUUAAACUGGAGGUGAAAAAAUAGACUGGUCUUAAAUUGCAUUCAUAUUUCGUGCUAAUUCGUGCGUUAGGUAACUAUAUGAAUUGUGUUUUUCUUUUACUUUGUAGAUUAUAAAUAGGAUUCACCUAGUCAUUUUAAAACAUUGGGACACGAGUUUGUUAUUAUUAGUAGCUUAGUGAUAUAUUUUUUACAAAAAGGCUAUACAUUUCUUAUAAUUAUACAUUUUUAGCAUUUUAGUGUAGGCAAAUCUGGGGCACGGUACUCCCGAGUCCUGCCAAAUCGGAAAACAUAGAACUACAUAUUAAAGUUAAGUAGGUACAUAUACAAUACAAUAACUUAAAACGACUUUAUCUAAACACAUAUCACAUAAACCCUUUUAUGAUGCGUUCAUAAACCGCAAUUUACUGCCAGCAGCAGCAUUAUGAUAGCGUCCGACCAAGCUAACUCUGCAUGGUAUUUGCAAUGACAAAGUAUAGCAAUGUCAUCGUUAAUGUCAAAUUCUAUGAAAAUAUGCCGUUUGUAAUUACACUCACUGAGUUCUAUUCAAGUCGGAGCAAAAAGUUAACUUACACACUUGAGUUAUUGUUAUUGUACAGACAGACGACAUACCAAACAAUGAAAUUGUCGCAAUCGCGACCUGUACCAUGCGACCAAAACGUCGUAAGCGCCGCGCCGAUUCACGUUCCGCUACUAUGGUUUCAUGCCAAAACGGCAGCAACUCAUGGCGCAAAACACUGGUUCUCUGUGCCGGUUCUAUGUAUACGUUAGUAAUAAUAGUUCCGCUGUUUUGUUGGAACAAAUUUCUUAUCUGUUAAAAUGUUAUUAUUGCAUAAUAAUAACAUCGAUUUAAAUUUUAUGACAUUCAUAUUUCUAACGUCUCUGAAAACCAAAAGAAUUUGAUUUGACUUCAAUUCUAAUAUCAGUCGAGAUGACAUUUUAUUCGAAAUUUAAUGUCAAUUGCAAACAGUGUGAUCAAUGCCGCAAUGACAGUCGUAACAUACGGUCCCUGAGGGCUUACCGCGAAUCACGUUCGACGUGUUGCCUCGCUGUCACACAUAGGUACGAAUUAACAAGUGCGACAGAGAGGCAACACAUCGAACGUGGUUCGCGGUAGGCAGUUUGAACACAUCAUAGAAAGUUCAUAAAAUGUGUGUAAAGCAGUGUAUGUAACUGUACAUAAUUAAGCAUUAUGUAGCAGUCACUCGAGCUACAACUAAAUAGGUGCCAUAAGUUGCGCACACAGGAAUUUGGAGUCUAGUUCAAACGAUAUUGUUUAUAGUAUUUAUGGUACAUUUAAGUUUUACAUCUUGUUUUGUUAAAUUUUAUCAGUUGUGUUUUGUUUAUGUAGUUAAUAAUUUUUUAACGUUUGUUAAGGUGGAUUACAAUACUGUUUUAAGAUAAAAACUUUAUGCUACGAAAGUGUUGCAAAUAAAAUUGUUUAUUAACAUUAAUAGUAGAAAUUAACAUAAAGUAUUCAACGACAAAUACCUAAUUAUAAGUACAUAUUCUUGUAAGUAAACGUUUACUAAUAAAUAUACAUUCACUCAU